Molecule: messenger RNA, 4423 nt
Organism: Saccostrea cuccullata (small rock oyster)
Lineage: Eukaryota; Metazoa; Mollusca; Bivalvia; Ostreida; Ostreidae
Product: rho GTPase-activating protein 26-like
Exons: 28
Coding region: 90-2639 (849 amino acids)
Biological process (GO): signal transduction
Cellular component (GO): cytoplasm
Molecular function (GO): GTPase activator activity; protein binding
Source: RefSeq, a predicted model, not a curated record
UUAACAUAAACAGGAAAUCGCCCGAAAAUAGAUUAGGGGGGCCUGUCAAAUAUUGUAAGUUGCAACAACGUUUGACGACAAAUGAAAUAAUGGGUUUGGAGCCUUUAGAGUUUGCCGAAUGCUUGACAGACAGUCCUUCCUUCAGGGAAAAACUACAUGAUCACGAAAAAGAGCUUGAUAGGACAAAUAAGGCCAUCAAGUCUCUGGUGAAUGAUGGCAAGGAACUUGUCAAUGCAGCCAAACAAAUGGGUAAAGCAUGGCAAAGUUUUGCACAGAAAAUGAUGGAUUUCAAAUUUGAGUGCAUUGGAGAAAAACUGACAGAUGAUGAAGAAAAAAUAGCUGGUUCCUUAAAGGAGUUUGGGAAGCUGAUAUUGAGAGUUGAAGAGGAGAGAGAUAGAAUGUUGUCAAAGGUGACAGACUUUUUCCAGCAAUUGGACAAAUUCAGGAAGGAUCAGAUAGGUUCAGUCAAGGAGGAGAAGAAAGCCUUUGAUAGACAUACGGCCAAAAUCUGCCAGUCUUUGGAGAGAUAUCUAAACCUGAAGUCCAAAAUGAAUGACAACACCCUCCAAGAGGCUGAUGCCACUCUUGAGAUGGAAUUCCGAAGCUUUAGAGAAUGCUCCAUGAAAUAUGUCCUUAAAUUACAAGAGGUUCAGGAAAGAAAGAAAUUUGAUUUUGUAGAAACAAUUUUAGCCUUUAUGUAUAGUUUGUUCACAUUUUACCACCAAGGUUUUGAUGCCAGUAAUGAACUCAAAGAGUCCUCUAUGCAUCUCCAGAAAAUCCUUCAGAAGACACGGGAAAGUUUUGAAAGUCAAAAGGAAUACACAGAGACUUUGAUGUUUAAGAUGUUGGACAAUCGGAAACCUAGUGGGGUGACCCAGACCAACAAAGGCUGUACAAAAGAGGGAUAUCUGUACCUAAUGGAGAAAAAGGUGAUGGGGACGACCUGGACCAAAUAUUACUGCUGGUACAAGAAAGAGGGCAAGAUAUUUCACAUGAUGCCCUACAAUCAGGUCACUGGAAAACUGAGCCAACCUGUUACUGAGAAGUUUACACUGAAAUCUUGUAUAAGGCGAGCCUCCCAGACUAUCGACAAAAGAUUCUGUUUUGACAUCACUGUGGACGGAAGGGCUGACACGCUGACAUUCCAGGCCUUGUCGGAUGAUGACAGGAAGUUAUGGAUGGAUGCCAUGGAUGGCCGGGAACCAGUAUACACCACCCCAAACACUUCAUCAGAGGACUCUUCAUUAGAUGACAUAGGAUUUUCAUUUAUCAAACGAUGUAUAGCAGCUGUGGAAUCUAGAGGACUACAGGAGCAAGGCUUAUAUAGAUUGGUGGGAGUUAACUCCAAAGUUAAUAAGCUGAUGUCCCAAGGCCUAGAUCCAAAGAAAAGAGACAAAAUUGAUAUUUGUGACCCAAACCAGUUUGAAAUUAAGACUAUAACAAGUGCUGUUAAAAAUUAUCUCAGAUCACUGCCAGAACCAUUAAUGACUUUCAAACUACACAAACCAUUGAUACAAGCUGCAAAAUGUCGCGGUUCAGAAGAACGAGAAUCCAAAACUCUGCGUAUCCAUGACAUCCACACCUUAAUCCACAGACUGCCGCAGGCAAACUUUGAAAUGCUGGACAUCCUGAUCGACCAUUUAAGGAAAAUAGCCGAGUUCCAGGAUAAGAACUUGAUGACUGUAGCUAACCUUGGUGUUUGUUUUGGUCCGACGCUGAUGAGGGCCGAGGAGGAAUCGGUGGCAGCCAUUAUGGAUAUCAAGUUCCUCAACAUCAUUGUAGAGAUCCUUAUCAACAAUUACGAGAGAAUUUUCAAGACGCCACCAGAAGAUGCGGACCCCAGUGAGAUCCGCUGCCCUCUCCCUAGUGCCUCCCAAUCAGUGACUGAUAAAUUCACCCCCGGGGUCAACCACACUUCCCUAGAUGUAUCUAGUCAAAACCAGCAGCCCCUCUACAUCAACAAAGCCCCUCCUGUCCCCAAUACAAGCACCCCCACCACCUAUGUUCAGAAACCCAAGCUCCGAUCAGUGGACAUUUACAAUCCAGAUACCAAAAGUUUUGAGACUCAUGGGAGCAGUAGCGACAGUUCCGAGUCCCUGAACUCCAGUCUGUCUAACAGUGCCUCCGCAAUGUCAUCCCCCCUCCCACAGUUCGACAGUCACAAGAAACACCCAGCUCCAGCCAUACCGGGAAACACUCAGUACAGUAAUGUAUCGGGAUUAGCAAACAAAUUUAUGAAUGACCUAUCAGGAUCAGAUGUUCCUACAUUUGACCAGUCACUACGCAGAUCUCUGUGGAUUUCAUCCAAAACCAAAAUGUUUGAGAGUGGAAGCAUCAAGAAACGUGGGUCCAAUGAUUCUUCCUAUGCAGCAUCAAUGACUUCCUCGGCUCCCAGUAUGACCAGUAGUCUGUCAGGUAGCUUACCAGGAAUGGGAAACUCCAACAAUGUCAACAAAACCAAAAAGAGGACAGCUAGAACACUUUACCAGUGCUUGGCUGACAAUGAAUCAGAAUUGUCUUUUGAGCCAAAUGUCAUCAUUCAGAAUGUGAGAGAAUCCAAGGAGCCAGGAUGGUUGGAAGGAUCAUUAAAUGGGAAGCGAGGAUUGAUCCCGGAGAACUAUGUAGAGUUUGUAGACUGACCCUGCUCCUACAGUGGCCUUAUUGUGUGACCGCCAGGAUGUCACCCCCGGAGGAUAGAGACAUCUGUAUAUACUCAUCUACAUCAUCUUAUCAUGGAGAUUGUCAAGAUGUGAUUCACUGUGCUGGACAUGGUGGGAGUUACAAAGGGGAGUAACAAAGGGUCAUGUGACUAAAGGGUCAUGUGAUCAGUCACAUGACCAAAGGCCACUGUUUUAAAUAUUGGCAGAAAAUGAAUGCAAUAGUGAGUGUGAUGUAUAGUUGUUGGUAUUUUGUUUAUUAUUUACUUGGAUUUCAAACCAUAUUUUUUACAUGUCCAUAUGAUGAUGUAUUUAAAUUAUUAGAAAUAAGACUUCUUUCAUAAUGUGUACAUUUUGUGGUAAUUAAUGUACUUCUGCCAUCUUUGUCACAAGAAUUGUAAUGCAGUUCUCUUUUCUUUAAUAUUUUAUCUAAGAAGCUAAGAUCAUUUAAAGAUGAAGGUCAAAUUUGCAGCCAGUUUAUAGUUUUUUUAAGGAUUAAAAAAACUUCUGUCUCACUGGUUAACAUUCCUAGUGUUUACAGGUAUCUUUACCUUGUAAUCUUUACAAUGUGUUUACACUGUAUUCUAUGUUUACACUUUACGUACUGUUUCACGCUAUUGCCUUUACACUAUGUCUAAACUGUCAAGCUGUCUGCAUGUUUACUAUUCAUUUAUUGCUUAAAUGCAAAGUUAUUUAAUAGCUUGUCUAAUCAUAUUAUACUUCAUAUUAGCACCUAUUAUUUCUGUCACAGUUUAUUAUGAAACUUAAAACAGUAUUAUCAUCAUAUAGUUGAGGGAAAUUUCUUAAAGAUUCAAAGACAUUUUCUAGAACCUUUGUUUUUAAGAGAUUUAUUACUUCUUUACACAGUGUAGGAAUCAUGAAUAUAUAUACUGCAACAUUUAGGAUUUUGUAUGCAUUGAGAUUCACGCAGACCUUUCCUCCAAACACAUAAACAAGAUGAAAUUGUGUCUUUUUUUAUUAAUUUUCAGUGAUUUUUUUUUUUUUGCUUUAUGCAGCUUUUGGAUUUUUUGUUGUAUAAGAUUUAGUUUCAUGGUUGUUUUUUAAAUAUUGGUAUACUGCUUUCUCACUGUUGGUAGAUAUAUUUGGCAAAGACCAAACUUUAGGAGGUUAAAUAUUUCACAUAUAAAGAAGAUGGGCGUAUAAGGCGGGCAGAAUGCCUAUAGCGCGACAGAUAAGAAGUGAAAAAAAUUUAAUCUCAAUUAUAUCCAAAUUUUAUUUCAUAUUUCAUCUAAUAUUAAAGUAUACUUUAUGUAAAAUCUCUAUAAUUUACAAAAAUCUCACAAAAACUGAAAAUAUUUGCCUAUGAAAAAGCAUACACAGACUUAAAAGAACAAAAACAAUCAUUUUUUCAUACUUUAAUAAAAUUUUUCAAUGUGAGUGGGUCUUCGCUCCAUUUUUUUGAAAGAUAAUCCUAAAAGUUUGCGAUAAAAUACAUAUUUUUGGGUUUACAAAAAAAUGGAGGGAAGACCCACUAUACCUUAAAAAUACACUUUUAUGACAAAACAUUCGCAUCUUUCCGCGAAAUACUUCAAGUCCAUUAAGUCAAGGGUCAUAUCACAAACAUGAUUUAAAUGCCACAACAAUACAUGAGCCAUGUAGCAUAGUGGUUAGUGCGUUAGUCUCAAAGCAGUCUGAUACAUCGGUAUUUUAUUGCUGGGGUUCGAAUCCCAGGAAUAACAUGGAUUAUUUUUAUGAAUGAAAUUUUUUAAAGAGAUUUAUUUUUUCUCAGAAAAUGUUUUUUUUUC